ACGGCCAAGGAUUUUCGAUAUUAAGUAUCGGACCAUUUAGCCCUAUAUCUUCGUCGACAUUGCAUCCGCUAUAAGUAAAGUACCUACCUAGGUAUGGAUAGAAAUCUGUGAUAAAGUUGUGGAGUCGUUCGACAGGUCGUUCGAGUGCUGCUGGGAUUCUACCAACGGAAUUGGCCGAGUCGAGAGUAUAUCAAUCUCUGGAAGAUCAGAGAUUCGGGACAACUACCGCCAGGAUGCAUUCGGCAGCGGCCUUCUGCCUCGGGCUCGUGGCUAGCCUUGCUCAGGCAGCCGCUAUUGCCAAGCAUGCUGCUCUAGAAGACUGCCUCUCGAGCAGUAAGACAGUUGUAGAUGCGAUUGGUUCGGAGGACUACAACCGCGACAUCACACCCUUCAACAAACGGCUAGAAUUUACGCCUGCGGCCAUCGCCGUACCAACGACGGCGGAACAAAUCCAAUCCGCCAUAGCAUGCGGUUCGAGACUGGGCUACAAAGUCACCGCGAAAUGUGGAGGGCAUAGCUAUGCAUCUCUGGGUCUCGGCGGAGAGGACGGCCACCUUAUCAUCGAGCUAGAUCGCAUGAACUCGGUCAAGCUUGACAAGGAGACAAAUAUCGCGACUGUUGACUCAGGUGCGAGGCUGGGCCAUUUGGCAGCGGAGCUCUAUGAACAAGGAAAUCGUGCUAUAUCCCAUGGAACAUGCCCAGGCGUUGGCAUCUCCGGUCACAUCCUCCACGGCGGCUUCGGUUUGAGCUCUCACUCGCGUGGUUUGGCAUUGGACUGGGUGGUUGGAAUGAACGUUGCAUUGGCAAAUGGAUCGCUCGUCCAUACGUCGGCAACAGAGAACAAGGACAUCUAUUGGGGAUUGCUAGGCGCGGGCUCAAAUUUCGGUGUCGUCACAAGCUAUGAGCUGAAGACUUUUGAGCCUCCGGCAAAUGUUACGUGGUUUGUGGUGAACUUGCCGUUGAAGAAGAAUACUUCCGUUGCUGCUUUGGAGGCGAUAGAAGACUACACCCUGAAUACCAUGCCGGCUGAACUGAACAUGCGGCUCUUUGCUACGCGCCAAUUCACCCAGCUGGAGGGUAUAUACCAGGGAAAUAAGACAGACCUCCAGGAUGCGCUGGCGCCAUUAUUGAACAAGCUAGGUGCAUCCAUAGCGCAAGCUCAGACGACCACUUGGAUCAAGGGCCUUGAACACUUCGCUACUAUGAAGCUUAAUCAGACAUAUCCAUACACGCAAGUGCAAGAAAACUUUUACGGCAAGGGCUUAGAGCUGAAGGGGUUGAGCGGAACCGCGGCAAAGAACUUCGCCGACUAUUGGCUGGACGUUGCCAAGAAGGAGACAGCUCGGUGGUAUAUCCAGCUGGACCUUCAAGGAGGCAAGAACUCUGCGGUGUGGAAAGCCGACCCCGAAUUGACGUCGUAUGCGCACCGCGACAAGCUGUACAUCCUCCAAUUCUACAUGACGACGACAAGCGGUGCGCCGGACAAGGCUUUCAAGUUCGUCAACGACUGGGCGCAGACCACGAUCGCGCCCAUGGCCUCGGACGACUGGGGAAUGUACUUCAACUACCCAGACACGAACCUCAACCGCACGAGGGCGCAAGAGAUGUACUGGGGUAAGAACCUCGCCAGGUUACAGCAGCUUAAGGCGGAACUCGACCCCAAGGAACUAUUCUAUUACCCAGUGUCGAUUAGCCCCGCAGAGAAGCCCGAGGGCUUGUAGCGUGGGAUGCUGGGCGAGUAGGUGGGGGAACAUUUCGCAUGUGACGAAGAUAGAUGAGCGAUAUAAGCUGUGAAAGUCUGUCGAUGUCAUUUCUAGAUACCUCACAGGUACCUCAUAAACCUGAUAAACGUAGAAUGAGAAUGAG
Molecule: messenger RNA, 1866 nt
Organism: Daldinia caldariorum
Lineage: Eukaryota; Fungi; Ascomycota; Sordariomycetes; Xylariales; Hypoxylaceae
Product: putative glucooligosaccharide oxidase
Exons: 4
Coding region: 234-1721 (495 amino acids)
Molecular function (GO): FAD binding; oxidoreductase activity
Source: RefSeq, a predicted model, not a curated record